This is a messenger RNA of Elaeis guineensis (African oil palm), 1356 nucleotides long. The record is from RefSeq and is a predicted model, not a curated record. NCBI's taxonomy places the organism in Eukaryota, Viridiplantae, Streptophyta, Magnoliopsida, Arecales, Arecaceae.
GUUGGUGUUGAGAACAACGCUCCGGUUCAACUCAUCCACGGGGAUACGUAAGAGAACCUCGGCUUUGGCGCUCAGCGGCGGCGCCUUCUCGUCCUGCGAUGGGAUACAACCGCUCCAGGCGUUCCAGAGGCGGCUCCUCCGGCCGAGGGCAGUCCAGCAAUAACCGAAAACUCCGGUGGGAUGAUGGUUGCGAUAAUUCUCUGCCCACCCACGAAGAAGAAGGUAGAGAGGAAUCUCAGGCUCCAAGAAUUCAGCUUGCAAUGUGGGAUUUUGGGCAAUGUGAUGUGAAGAGAUGCACUGGCCGCAAGCUAUCAAGAUUUGGCUUUUUGAAGGAAUUGCGGGUGAAUAGCAGCUUCAGUGGCAUUGUACUUAGUCCUCUUGGCUCCCAAUGUGUCUCAAGGGAAGAUCAUCUUUUAAUCAAGAGAAAAGGACUGGCUGUGGUGGAUUGCUCGUGGGCACGCUUGAAUGAUGUUCCCUUUGUGAAACUUCGUUGUGGUGCACCUCGCCUCCUGCCAUGGUUGGUGGCAGCAAAUCCUGUAAAUUAUGGCCGUCCAUGUGAGUUAUCCUGUGUUGAAGCAUUAUCGGCAGCCUUAAUAAUAUGUGGUGAGGAGGAUACCGCACAUCUGCUAUUAGGCAAAUUUAAGUGGGGCCACUCGUUCUUGUCUCUGAACAGGGAACUGCUCAAGGCAUAUUCUCAAUGUGAAAAUGGUUCCGAAAUCAUUUCCGUUCAGAACUCCUGGUUAUCUAACAACUCCAGAAUUCCAAAGACACCUCCAUGCACCAAAGGGCAAGAGGAACAUCGUCUGGACACCAAUGAGGGAUCUGACUAUGAUUCUGAGGAUGGACUUCCACCUCUCGAAGAGAACUUGAACCACUUGAACUUAAGAGAAAGUGAAGAAAGCGACGGAGAAAGUGACGAAGAAAGUGAAUAAAGGGAAAAAUCCUUCCGUCGUGCAUUAACUCUGCCCACCGGACCUCUUUGUGGAGUACAUGAGUGUGCAUUUGGAGGCUGAAGAGCUCAUGAGCUGGAUACAUGAUGUGUUGCUGAUUUCAUGGUGGUGGUUAUCUUUUCAGACGUAAUUUAUAUUCUGCUUCUCAGUGAGAUUAAUUUGGGACAAUGGAAAACAAAAUAUGGAUUAGGGUCGGUUUAUCCUUGUAAAGUAUUAUCUUUGUACUGAGCCAAGGAAACAAGUUUUGAGAUUGUAAAAAGAUGGUUCCCUUUUGAUACUUGUACAAGUUGACAUAGAAUGAUCUUUGAUAACUUUUUACAGACUUUCCACCGGCCAAAUGGCUCUGUAAACUAUUCCGGGACAAUUGAGCUGUUAUUAACUAUUCAAUAAUUCACUAAUUGUGAAU